CACCAUAUAAGCAGACAUCUACGCCUCAGAGUGCCACCGUGUCCCCUUGACUCCUGGUGUGCUCCCCUUCAGCGCCAGCAUGGGAGGCUCGCAGAGUGUGCAGAUACCGGGGGGCGGCAUGGAGGGCUACCACGUGCUGAGGGUCCAAGAAAAUUCACCUGGACAGAUUGCCGGCCUGGAAGCAUUCUUUGAUUUCAUCGUCUCUAUUGGAAAUACAAGACUGGAUCAGGAUAAUGACACACUGAAGGAACUCUUAAAAGGCUCUAUUGAGAAGGACCUCAAAAUGACAGUGUACAGCAGCAAGACCCAGACCAUCCGCACUGUGAACAUCGUGCCGUCUAACCUCUGGGGUGGCCAGGGUCUCCUUGGGGUCUCGAUUCGGUUUUGUUCAUUUGAAGGAGCCAAUGAGAAUGUUUGGCACAUAUUGGAUGUGGAACCAAACUCUCCUGCAGACAUUGCUGGACUAAAAGGGUACAAGGACUAUAUUAUUGGUGCUGACUCAGUGCUGCAUGAGAGUGAGGAUUUGUUCUCCCUAAUAGAAGCUCAUGUGGGCCGUCCCCUCAAGCUGUAUGUUUAUAAUGUUGAAACAGACUCCUGCAGGGAAGUAACAGUCACCCCAGACACAGAGUGGGGAGGAUCUGGAAGUUUGGGUUGUGACAUUGGUUAUGGGUACCUCCACCGUAUCCCAACACAGAGAGAGACAUAUGCGACAGACACUCCGAAUAAGUCACCUGCUGAAGCUUCAGAUGCGGAGCCUCUACUACAGGUGGCCACUGGAAAGGAUGUUGAAGCCUUAACCUCAAGUGUAGCAGGAAUAAAUGUUGGAGAGAAUUCACCAGUGGUGGCGACAGCAGGAUCCACUAUACCCCCUCCUACUGCAUUUACUACAGCAUCAGACCCACAUGCAGCAUUUGCAACAGCCACCACCACUGCAACAACCACGGCCAUGCCAUCUGCCAUCCCGAAUAUUCCUCCUCCUUCUUCCUUCACACCAAUGACACUUCCCCCACCUUCUGAGAUUCCUGCGAGUUUCACAACUUCUACCACUCAUGUGAACACAGCAGCUGCACCACAGACCUCUCAACCCCUUGUUCAGACUGCAGAAGUUCCCAUGCACCCUCCCCCUGCUAUGUCUCCCAUGAAUCCUGGCCUACCUCCAGUACCACUUUCCCAACCUAGUCCUUUAACCAUGGGUGGUGCUCCUACUGUCCCCAUCAUGCCCAAUAUUCCUCAGCCUCUUGGGAUCCAUGACCCCAGUGCUCCUAUGUGUCCUCCACCAAGUGCUCCAGGCAUGCAACCUAGUCCAGGUGUCAGCCAGUACUACUCAUCUCCAGUUGUCCCUCCACCAAGCUUUACUGCACCUCCAGCAAUGCCAUCCAUCCCUGGUAUGCCUGUGACGACUCCCAUUAAUCUGCCUGGAAUGCCUCCUAUUACAGUUAGUGCCACUUUACCUCCUGAGUCAUUUCAAAACAUCUCCAGCAACGCACAACCUUCGACACAGCCUCAACCUGUGCAGUAGAAAUCACUAGCAAGACCCAGAUCACCAUUUUCAAGGUGUAUAGAGCCAUAUUCACAGUUUCACUAUAUGCUCUUGUGAUUCAUAUUCCCGUCAGUGCUGUAAAAAUUUUUGCUUUGUAAUGGAUGAAUCUUAAUAAUGUUUUACAUAUAUAUAUAUAUGUAUAUUAAUGGGUAUGUUAAGUUAUGAGUUAGGUGCAUUUGCAAUAAGGCCAUAUAAAUUAAUUUAUUAAUCAAUAGCUCAGAGCUUAAAAUGAACAAGCCUUUAUUACAACAGAAUUACAAUGAGA
This is a messenger RNA of Eriocheir sinensis (Chinese mitten crab), 1805 nucleotides long. RefSeq names its product Golgi reassembly-stacking protein 2-like. The record is from RefSeq and is a predicted model, not a curated record. Gene Ontology annotation, cellular component: Golgi apparatus. Gene Ontology annotation, biological process: Golgi organization. The transcript has 9 exons. Lineage: Eukaryota; Metazoa; Arthropoda; Malacostraca; Decapoda; Varunidae. Gene Ontology annotation, molecular function: protein binding. Bases 80 to 1519 code for a protein of 479 amino acids.